AUGAGCCUGAGCGAGCAGGACGCCCGCAAGGCCCUGGGCUCGCUGGGCCUGCGCCCCGAGGUGCACAAGUCCCAGAUCGGCACCCUGAGCGGAGAAGGCCCGGGUUGCGCUCGCCGUGUUCACCACCCGGCCCUCGGACGUGCUGCUGCUGGACGAGCCCACCAACCACCUGGACGGCGCGGCCGUCACCGCGCUGUGCCGGGGCCUGGUCGAGCACGCCAGGAAGGCGGCGCGAUCGUGGUGGCGUCCCACGACAAGGCCUUCGUGCAGGCGCUGCAGGUGACCGACGUGGCCAGCGUGUCGCGCGGCGGCGCCGGCGAGGCGGGCAGCGUGCGAGUGGACGCGGGGCCGCUGCCCGACGCGUUCUCGCCGAGCUCCCCGCCGGGCCCCUCGCCACUGGCCGCGGUGGCCACCGGCGGCGCGAACAGCGCCAACGUCGCGGAGGCGGCCGUGGAGGAGGUCCUGCUGCCCAGGCUCGAGAAGCAGGCCGCGCCGAAGGCGGCGGUCGAUGCCACGUCGGCGGCGAAGGCGUUCAAGGCCAAGGUGGCGACGAUCGAGGCGGAGGAGCUGAUGGAGUCGAUCGAGAAGCAGGAGACGGAGCUCGAGGAGGCGCAGCAGGCGAUGCACGAGAGGUGGACGGAGGAUGAUGGAAGUACGAGACCGUCCAGAGACUGGAGGCAGAGCUGGAGGCCCCCGCUGUGGGAGAAGCUGGCCGCGACCAUCCAGGCCGCCACCAGCUGA
Molecule: messenger RNA, 741 nt
Organism: Prorocentrum cordatum
Lineage: Eukaryota; Dinophyceae; Prorocentrales; Prorocentraceae
Source: the annotation of a GenBank genome assembly